UCUUUUUCCCAGUGGCCAUAACUUAAUACCCCUCGGCUCAAGAAGAUGGCAGAGAAGCAGGAGGAGCCCAGCAACACCCAGAACGGGGAACCUGACAACACGGAAGAGGGUGAGGAAAAGAAGAAGAAGAAGCUGAGGCGGGAAGACCUGCCACCAUUUGAGAUUGUGACAGGGGAGCGUCUCCCAGCCAUAUUCUUCAAGUUCCAGUUCAGGAACGUGGAAUACAGCUCAGGCAGGAACAAAACCUUCCUGUGUUAUGUUGUGGAGACCCAAGGCAAGGAGUCGGGGACUUCCCGCGGUUACCUGGAGGACGAGCACGCGGCUGCCCACGCGGAAAUGGCUUUCUUCAACACCAUCCUCCCCAAGUGCGACUCCAGCCUCCGCUACAACAUCACCUGGUACGUGUCCUCCAGCCCCUGCGUGACCUGCGCCGAGCGGAUCAUCGAGACCCUGAAGAAGAACAAGAACCUGCACCUGACCAUCAUGGUAGGGCGCCUCUUCAUGUGGGAAGAGCCAGAAAUGCAGGUGGCCCUGAAAAACAUGAAGUCAGCUGGCUGCAAGCUGAGGAUUAUGAAGCCGCAAGACUUUGAGUAUGUGUGGCAGAACUUUGUGGAACAGGAGGAAGGAGAGGAAGCGAAGAAUUUCGUGCCAUGGGAGGACAUUCAAGAGAACUUCAAUUAUUAUGAGGAAAAGCUGGCUGAGAUUUUGCACUGAAGCUCACGACCAGUCCAGAAAAGCUCUAUAAAGAGAGAUGCAACAGACCUGAACACCUGGGAGACCCCUGCUUCCCAAAGCUUUGAUUCCAGCAGGACGGAGCACCAACUUGUGGAAGACCAGGCCCCGAGGGAC
This is a messenger RNA of Nestor notabilis (Kea), 849 nucleotides long. It is a transcript of the gene APOBEC2, whose product is annotated as apolipoprotein B mRNA editing enzyme, catalytic polypeptide-like 2. The coding region runs from base 46 to 714 and encodes 222 amino acids. Gene Ontology annotation, biological process: cytidine to uridine editing. NCBI's taxonomy places the organism in Eukaryota, Metazoa, Chordata, Aves, Psittaciformes, Psittacidae. The record is from RefSeq and is a predicted model, not a curated record. Gene Ontology annotation, cellular component: nucleus; cytoplasm. Gene Ontology annotation, molecular function: RNA binding; cytidine deaminase activity. The transcript is spliced from 3 exons.